Molecule: messenger RNA, 2466 nt
Organism: Alligator mississippiensis (American alligator)
Lineage: Eukaryota; Metazoa; Chordata; Crocodylia; Alligatoridae
Gene: TPO
Product: thyroid peroxidase
Exons: 13
Coding region: 1-2466 (821 amino acids)
Biological process (GO): thyroid hormone generation; response to oxidative stress
Cellular component (GO): membrane
Molecular function (GO): iodide peroxidase activity; calcium ion binding; heme binding
Source: RefSeq, a predicted model, not a curated record
AUGAAUGACGCAAAGCAGGUCCUCAAAAAUCUCCAACGAAGGGGAAUAAUGACUUCUGAUCUACUGCUGGCUUUUUCAAAAUCUCCUGAACUGGAGAGCAGAGAGAUUUCCCAAGCAGCUGAAAGGAUGGAAACUUCAAUACAUCUGUUGAAAGAAAAAGUAUGCCAGAAGCAGAAACGUUCAGUGCAUCCAACUGAUCUUUUACCAGCUGAUCUGCUCAGGAAAAUUGCCAAUAUGUCUGGUUGCCUACCUUACAUGCUGCCACCAAAAUGUCCAAAUAAUUGCUUAGCCAAUAAAUACCGACUCAUUACUGGUGCUUGCAAUAACAGGGAACACCCUAGAUGGGGAGCAUCAAACACAGCUCUUGCUAGAUGGCUCCCUCCAAUUUAUGAAGAUGGAAUCAGCCAGCCCAAAGGAUGGAAUCCCAGCAUGUUGUACAAUGGAUUUGAGCUACCACCGGUCCGUGAAGUGACAAGAAAAAUUAUUCAUGCAUCUAAUGAGGCUGUUACUGAUGACAACCUAUAUUCUGAUAUUCUUAUGCUGUGGGGACAAUACAUAGAUCAUGAUAUUGCAUUUACACCUCAGAGCACAAGCAGAGCUGCCUUCCUAAGAGGGGUGGAUUGCCAACUGACAUGUGAAAACCAAAAUCCAUGUUUUCCAAUGAAGGUAUUUCCCAAUGAUACACUGUCCACUGGAAUGGAUUGCUUGCCCUUUUACCGUUCUUCUCCUGCAUGUGGCACUGGUGAUCAUGGCAUUCUCUUUGGAAAUCUAUCAACAUUAAAUCCAAGAGAACAGAUUAAUGGCUUGACCUCCUUUCUUGAUGCCUCCACUGUUUAUGGAAGCACACCUGCUAUGGAAAAAAAGCUGAGGAAUUUUACAAGUGAUGAAGGCCUCCUUAGAAUAAAUGCGCAAUAUUACGACAAUGAUCGGGAAUAUUUACCUUUUGUAGACCAGGUCCCAUCACCCUGUGCACAAGACCCAAGUUCAAAUGAAGCUGAAAGGAUUGAAUGUUUUAUGGCUGGGGACAGCAGAUCUAGUGAAGUAAUCUCAUUAGCAGCUAUGCAUACAUUGUGGCUGAGAGAACAUAACCGGCUGGCUAAAGCACUGAAGAGGCAAAAUUACCACUGGAGCUCUGAAACAGUUUACCAGGAAGCUCGAAAAAUUGUUGGUGCCCUACAUCAGAUCAUUACCUUAAGAGACUAUAUCCCAAAAAUCAUUGGUCCAGAUGCUUUUAAUCAAUAUAUUGGACUAUAUAAAAGUUAUGAUCCCUCAGUAAAUCCCACAGUUUCUAAUGUCUUUUCAACAGCUGCUUUUCGUUUUGGUCAUGCCACAAUUCAGCCAAUAAUAAAGCGACUGAAUGCACAAUAUCAAGAUGAUCCAGACCUCCCAAAUCUUCAUUUACAUGAAGUUUUCUUUAGCCCCUGGAGGCUUAUAAAAGAAGGAGGUUUGGACCCGUUAUUAAGAGGUGUCCUAGCAAGGUCAGCAAAACUACAGAUGCAAGAUCAAAUGUUGAAUGAAGAAUUAACUGAAAAGCUGUUUGUAUUGUCAAAUAAUGGUUCGCUGGAUUUAGCAUCAUUAAAUUUACAACGUGGACGUGAUCAUGGACUCCCAGGUUACAAUGAUUGGCGAGAAUUCUGUGACUUACCAAGACUAGAGACUCAAACCUACAUGAAUACGAUUAUAGUUAACAAGAAAAUAGCUGAAAAAAUCAUAAAAUUGUACCAUCAUCCUAACAAUAUUGAUGUUUGGCUUGGUGGCCUAGCAGAAAACUUCCUUCCAGAUGCUAGAACUGGCCCACUGUUUGCAUGUCUAAUUGGAAAACAAAUGAAAGCACUGAGGGAAGGUGACCGAUUUUGGUGGGAAAAUGAUGAUAUUUUCACAGAAGUGCAAAGGCAUGAGCUCAAAAAACAUUCUUUGUCCCGCAUAAUCUGUGACAAUACAGGACUUUCAGAAGUGCCAGUUGAUGCUUUUCAACUUGGGAAGUUUCCUGAAGACUUUGAGUCAUGUGACAAUAUACCAGGAAUAAAUUUAGAAGCUUGGCAGGAAACCUAUGAGCAAGAGGAAACAUGUGGAGUCCCAAUGAAAGUGGAAAACGGUGACUUUGUAUAUUGUUCAGAACUCGGAAAAUCCAUAGUGAUUUAUUCAUGUCAAUUUGGAUUCCAGCUACAAGGAGAAGAACAAUUAACCUGUACAAAUAAAGAAUGGAAUUUUCCACCACCAGUUUGUAUGGACAUAAAUGAAUGUGAAAGCCACAUGAGUUCACCCUGCCACCCGUCUGCUAACUGUAUUAACACCAAAGGCAGCUAUGAAUGUCUUUGUUCUGAUCCCUAUGAGCUGGCAGAAGAUGGAAGAACUUGCAUAGAUUCUGGAAGACUUCCUAAAGGCUCUUUAGUUUCCAUCAUUUUAGGUGGUGUUCUGAUAAUUUGUUUAGCAGUACUAAGCUGGACACUAAUUUGUCAAUGGUAA